AAUGCAACAUUGUCCACUACUUUUUGAACUUCGACAGCCCAAGUACGACAACCUGCCUCUUACCGGCUCACUCUAUCCCAACCGACUCACAUCACCUCCAAACUAUUCCCGAACUCCGAUACCAAGCUCAGUCCAGAGGGCUUCUGACAACUUCGUCCUCCCAACCCCCUUUUGCUCCAGAUAAGAAUGUCCGCGAGCCAAAUCGCUUCGCCACUCCCCGUGGCUUCCUCCAGGGGAGACCUCCGGCUGUUGACGGGUCAAGAUAUCUUGACUGGUCUCAGUGAGACUCUCGCCUCCUCCAGCCACAACCGCCCAUCAACACCUGUCCGCAUCAUCCAGGAGCAAGAGUACAGCGUCCCCGCCCCACCGCCUCCCAGUCCCGUCUCCUUCGCGCCAGACCAUUGGCCCGCCUCAGUGCGGCGCUGAAGCGCCCAAAUACGCCGAUGGCGUUUGGAAGGGCGGUGGUAUCUCUUGUCUUUCGACACACUGCACAAAUUUUACCCAGCAUAGCGGGGUGCGUCUUGUGUGAAACGACACGGACGAUGCCACGGCCUUUGUGUUCCUUUGUAUUUGAGACCUUGUCUGUUGUAUCACCAACUGGGUAUGGACCAAUUUGGCCGGGGCGUACUGGAGUGUGAAAUCAUGCAUUCGAAAGGCAGGCGAUGGUCAGAAGGAGUUCACUCUCCUUUCCUUUUUGUUUUGGGUUAUAUGGUUAUUUGGGGCUGGGCAUUGCACAAACAAAAGGAACAAGGCGGCAAGGCAAGCCUUGGCCAUGACUGUAUCAUGUUUCUAUUAUCUAUUAUUCGUUGGAGCAUCUAGACGAGAAUUAGGCACUGGGAAAGUAAUAAUAUCAUUGGG
Molecule: messenger RNA, 858 nt
Organism: Sodiomyces alkalinus F11
Lineage: Eukaryota; Fungi; Ascomycota; Sordariomycetes; Glomerellales; Plectosphaerellaceae
Exons: 2
Coding region: 187-426 (79 amino acids)
Source: RefSeq, a predicted model, not a curated record